Messenger RNA from Rubroshorea leprosula, 618 nucleotides. The record is from the annotation of a GenBank genome assembly. NCBI's taxonomy places the organism in Eukaryota, Viridiplantae, Streptophyta, Magnoliopsida, Malvales, Dipterocarpaceae.
CUCAAUCCCAACUUGCUUCGAAGUUCCUUCCCUUGCUAGCUAUAAGCCCAAACAAUCAAGAGACCACUACCGAUGGCAAUGGAGAAGCUUUACUUAAUCUUGGUUGCCAUGGUAGUCUUCUUGUUGGCUAGCAGGGUAACAUCUCAAGCUGCACUUGCUCCUGGUCCGGAUAGUCAACCCCUUGAUGUGAAUUACCUUUUAAAUGAAGAGAAGUUUCUUAAAGUUUGUCCGCUUUUUAAACGCAUAACUGAUAAUAACUGUAAGGAAGCCAUUGACCAAAACGUAUUUCAUUAUAAAAAAGAAAUUAUCACCAAGGACUGUUGUAAGCAGCUCGUUUCUUUCGGGCGUCGAUGUUUUAAAGCCUAUGUGGAUUCAUUGAAGUUGGUGGGAUAUUUUGCCUUUACUAAGCAAUUGGUGGACCCACAUGUAGCACAUAUUUUCCGUCUGGCGGAUGAAGUUUAUUACCUGUGCACUCUAAAAAUCAAAGAAUAGUACACAAUUGUGCCUUCCUCUUCUAAAGAAGACUUGUUCCUUCCUUUCUCUUUUCUUAUGGUAUUUUUCUAUUAUCCAUUCUCAUAAUAAUAAUAAUAAUAAUAAUAAUAAAUACAAAUCAAUCUG